Molecule: messenger RNA, 5563 nt
Organism: Dermochelys coriacea (leatherback sea turtle)
Lineage: Eukaryota; Metazoa; Chordata; Testudines; Dermochelyidae
Gene: NCF2
Product: neutrophil cytosolic factor 2
Exons: 15
Coding region: 91-1665 (524 amino acids)
Biological process (GO): respiratory burst; superoxide anion generation; phagocytosis
Cellular component (GO): NADPH oxidase complex
Molecular function (GO): superoxide-generating NADPH oxidase activator activity; protein binding
Source: RefSeq, a predicted model, not a curated record
AGUGCAGAAUGGCUGCGUGACUGUAAAGAGCAAAGAAGGGCUGAAGUAAGGGGAGGCAGUCUUUACCCCACUGCAGGCUGCUGCUGCACCAUGUCUCUAGCUCAGACCAUCCGACUGUGGAAUGAGGGAGUGUGUGCUACAGACCGCAAGGACUGGACAGCUGCGCUGGAUGCUUUCACCUCAGUGCAGAACCCCCCUUCCAAACUCUGCUUUAACAUUGGCUGCAUCCACCUGAUCCUGGGGAAUUUGGCUGAGGCAGAGCAGGCGUUUGCCAGGAGCAUUAAUUGCGACAAGCACUUAGCCGUGGCCUAUUUCCAACGCGGGACAGUGCUUUACAGGAGAGAGAAGUACGAAUUGGCUAUUGAGGACUUUAAAGAGGUGUUGGCCCUGCUGCGAGGGAAUCAGCUGAUAGAUUACAAGAUCCUGGGGCUGCAGUUCAGGCUGUUUGCUUGUGAGGUGUUGUAUAACAUAGCCCUGCUCUAUGCCAAGCUGGAGGACUGGAGAAAAGCUGAAGAGCAUCUGACGCUGGCGAUAAGCAUGAAGACUGAGCCCCGGCAUAACAAGAUAGACAGGGCGAUGGAAGCCAUCUUGAAGCAUAGACUCUUUGAGCCGGCGGCAAUUCCUCCGGGGAAGCUGUUUAGGCCAAAUGAAAAGCAAGUGGCUCAGCUGGAGAAGAAAGAUUACCUGGGAAAAGCUACGGUCGUGGCGUCUGUGGUCGACAAAGAUAGUUUUUCAGGGUUUGCUCCGCUUCAGCCGCAGACGCAUGGCCCUCCACCCAGACCAAAGACACCAGAAAUCCUCCGGGCCCUGGAAGGGGAGCCUCACCGUGUGCUGUACGAGUUCAUGCCUGAGACCGCGGAGGAGCUGCAGGUCCUGCCGGGAAACAUUGUCUUUGUCCUGACGAAAGGGAAGGACAACUGGGCCACCGUCAUAUUCAACGGGAAGAAAGGGAUUGUCCCCUGGAACUACCUUGAGGCUGUGGAGCUCCAGAACCAGCCGCAGGACCGGGAGGAAACCCCCACCGAGUUGGACAUCCCUGCCCCACCCAGUUCCACCGCUCCGGAAAAGCCCAGGUCUUCAGCACCAGCUCAUGGACCUGCUACUUCUGGAAAACAGCAGCAAGAAGCUCCAAAGGAUGUAGGAUCAGCUACUUCAAACCCAUAUGUUCUCAAGGUGCAUUACAAGUACACAGUAGCAAUACCAGUCUGGCUUGGAAUCACCUACAGCAAACUCAUGGACAUGGUGUGCAAGAAACUGGAGCUCUCACCAGAGCAUACUAAACUGAGGUACCGACCUGUGGAGAGUGAGGAGCUGGUAACUCUGAGCGAGGAGAGCAUGAAGACAGUAUGGAGUCACACUAAAGACUAUUGCCUGACACUGUGGUGUGACGUCACAGAGGGAGACAAAGAUUUACCCCGAGGGGAAGAUGGCCAAUCUGAGGAGGGUACCCAGAAGACAUCACAGCAGCUGGAAGCAAACCUCGUGGUAGCACGAUACAGUUAUGAAGCCAUCCAGCCCGAGGACCUGGAGUUCCAGGCAGGAGACGUGAUACUCAUCUUAUCCAAAGUGAAUGAAGAUUGGUUGGAAGGCCAGUGCAAGGGGAAGGUGGGCAUUUUCCCCAGAGCUUUUGUUCAAACAAGUGAUGCCGAAAACCCUGAAAUCUAAUUCCACAAAAGACUAAGGAUCCCAGGACGUGCAACAGCAGCAUUUAAGAUGUCUCCUCUCAUUAACCUCUGUAUGCAGAAUUGUUACCCUUGUGUGUAAGAAAAGCCUUAAUUUUCUUUUUCACCUUUUGUUUUGCCCCAGUUCUUAUUUAAGCAUGUCCCAGUUAGCAUCUUGGUUAUGAAUCAUCUCCCAGCGUGGAGACCAGCCACUCAGGCCUGCCUGAACAGUUGUGCUUCUAGACGACUUGAGAAGCAGUUCUCCCUGUAUCUAUUCUGCCUCUGGCAAAAAUCAGGAAACCUCUUCUCAAGGAGGGCAGUGCUGUUCUAUUUAUGGCACUGCCAGCAAGAAUGUAAGAGGAGCUGGUGGUCAGGAGCAAAGGAUCAGGACAGGUUAAUCCUGCCACAUCAUUUGUCACCUGUCAGCCACCAUAACCCUCCCUCUCCUUUUCCCCCUUCUAACAUGACUGUCUUUUUUCUGCUCAAUAAAAUGGCUCUUCUUUCACAGUGCUACACCUUCACUGACCAGCAGCUGGGAUUUCUCAAAACCCUUAGGAAGGCACCUUUUCUCAUAUCGGAGCUACUAUCCCUUCUGGUAGCACAGGAGCUGUGGAUAAAGUUACUGUCAAAUUGCUGCACUGACAUUUACACUGUUAGGUGCUCUACACUUUUUAUGAGACAAUUUCCCCAUUCUAAGUACUAACAUGCAUGUUCUGGAAAGUCCCCACACUCCUAGCAGUAUAAAUAUUGGUAUUUGUAUUCAAGUAAAUUUAUCGUUCUUGAAAGAUAUCUGAAAACAGAAACAUGAAAGCUACCACACCAGUACAGUGCUGGCUUGCCUACACUGCCCCACUAAUAUGCCUCAAAGCUGACUUAAAGGUACUAGCCUCAGACGAGGCAAUUCAGUUUCCAAAGCUCAUUUAAGAAGUGGUCCCAUAUUGCUACUAUGACAAGAAGAGUACUAUCAAGGAUGGCGUAGACACCUGUGCCACUAAGACUUGAACUAAGACCAAACAUCCAUCAGGUAGUAAGGACAUGGUCAAUGCCAUCCUGAUGUGUAUAUGGACAAAUGGCCUGUGGGCAAAAUGCUCAACAUCUCAGUAUCAAUCCCCUACCAUCCCAAACUUUAUUGAUUCACAUACCACCUUCAAAAGAAACUGUUAAAAGUACCACAUGCAAAUUUCUCCUUUUGUGCACAUUUAUUUUAGACCUUAUUAGGCUCAACUGACGUAUUUACAAACUCAGUAAAGUAAGUGGUGAAUUAGGCUGGUAGACAUCUUCCUCGGGAAGUCAGAGAAAGGAGUUUGGCUGGGGGAGUCUGGGUGUUAGGUUAGAGGACAGGAGGUUUAGAACUGAUCAGGAAUUUUUUUUUUUUUUAAACAAAACAUUUCCCUCCCCGCACCAUCAGAAAAUGCAGCUUUAUUAAAACUAAAAUUUUCUACCGGAAUGUACCAGUUUUGACAAAACUCACGAGGGAAGGUCUCAGGUCUAGGAUGGAAUUUCUGCUCAAAACCAGAGAGAGACACCCCCUGCCCUCACACACACUAGAACAGCCUGGUGAUUUGGGCAUUCACCUGGAUGUGAGCGAUCCAGUGAAUAUCUAUUUAUACAACAGCUCCAACAGGAGCCACACCCAACCCAGCAUUCAAACCAGGAACCUGAACCUGGGUCUCACCCAUCCCAGGUGAGUGCCCUGACCACCAUGUUAUUGGCGAUUUUGGGAUAGGAUCUCUUGCUCGGUUUUACACACAUUUCAAAAGAACUCAGUUCCAUCAUGAUGCAGAAUUGGGAAUUUUCAAAAUGGUAAAAAGGUUCACGAGGGGAAAACCAUUUCCUUCCCAGCUCUAAUGGUGUUAGACUGAGGAUACAGGUUCUGGCUGGAGUGUAGAGGGGCUCUGGUGCUGAGAAUGUGAGAGAACAGGGAGGCACAGAGGGGUGGGGGAGUCUUAGCUGGACAUCCAGAGCUUUAACUGGACACCAAGAAGCUUCAGCCAGUUCACCCUUACUCCAAGGCUUCCAGUUCCCAGUUCUACUUUGGUUCUCUCUGAGCCAGGGAGCUGUCAGUCCCAUUGCAACACCGGCCUCACAGGAGUUUUAUACACAAAAAUCUCCUCCUAUCCUGGGCCCAUGACUCACAUCAUCAUCUUCUUCAUUAACACUUUCUGGGGCGUAAGGGAUUUUCCAGCCCACCAGUCUCUCUUUCUGGUCCCCAUCCUAGGGAGCCUCUCUCCUGACUUAAUGCUCUCCUGUAAUUCUCUCUUCCUCCUGGGAGUCACUUAACAGCUGGGUUUUAUGUUAAGGUGGCAACUACUUGAUUAACACCUGACCCCAUUCCCUCAGCUAGUCUGUGGCUACCUUGGAUUCCUGUUUCCUUAAAGGGGCAAUGUCCUUGGACAGGGGUCAGUUGGGAUCUCUUAAAAAGGAACAGCCCACCCUGUUACAGCCUCAUGUGUCACCAGUGAUGCACAUACCAGAAUUUGGAAACCCCAGCCCUAAAUCUUUCCAUCAGACCACAGGAUUAAAGUUUAACUCAUUCUCCGGGCUCUGGCAGUUUGACAUAAUCAGUCUUCCAACUGAAGGCUUUGCCAGGAACUCCCAUACAUCAUUUUCAAUUCAAUGCUCAUAGCCCCUGUGCUAUGUUUGCCUUUUGGGUCACCCAUGCUGGGUCCAAUCAGAAUCUCUCUGGCUCACUUAAUCUUUCAAUCCCACGUGGCUAUUAUAUUCCUUAGUAUGAACCUUGCUCCUUUUUCUAAAAAAAGAGAAUCUAAAUAACUUCCAUUCAGUUAGACAGGAAAUAAAUGCUACUCAGGCCUGGAUGGAGAGAACAUGGUUUAAUUAAAGGCAAAGCUGAUUUCAGCAGCUGCAGGUCUUGCACAGACAGACGAAAAACACAAAAAAGCUUACGACACAAACCAGUUUCUGUUGGGAAUCCCCGAGCCCUAUGCAACUCCGACACCGGAGGGUGGGAUGGGGAAUCCCGGCCCAAGACUCAGAAAACAUUCCAAACACCAGAUUCUCAUGCAGAAAUGGGAUUCUGUGGCUGGGACUCUGGCACUGCUGGGCGUGAGAUGGGGAACCUGGUUAGCUUGUCUAGAGUGCAAGAGUCAGUGACAGUUCAAGCACUGGAAUGUUGCAGCUGCCUGGGUGCACAGCUCAAAAUACACAAACUGGGAGGGCUGGAGAGGAGCACAGAAGGUGUCGGUUUGUAUUCACCACCUCUAGGAUGGGAGCUUCAUUCUUUAGAGCUUUCAAAGGAAAUACAUCUUAGAACUGCAACAGAGAACAGUAAUGUUGCUAGUGCAGGGGGGAGCCAGUCAUACCCUAUGAAGGGCAUUAAGCUCUAAUCUUCCCUUUUUGUAUUAAUUGGGGCUGCCCAGACUCCAGUGUCACUGAGGUUCCUGCAUGUGCUUUGCUCUGCAGCCGUUUCUCAGCUCAACGAUUCUAAAUCAUCACACACAAAACGCCCCUCUGGCUAGCAUUGCAAAUGGACAUUUAGCUUGUUUCCAUAACUUCCCUGGGAAACUAACAGAAAUUCUGUCCUUUUUUCUAUAUGAGAUUUCCAGUCUUCCUUUUCCCCUAAUAAAUAGCAAAUAAAAUGCUGUAUUUCCCUUUCUGCGCCUUUUCAGAAGUGAACGGCGCUAUGUUUUCUUCUGGGUGUGGGUUACACGUGUCUGUGAUGCCUGAAAUUUCACUCUGGAACUGGAGGUUUGGGGCUCAGCUGCAUGCGAGUCUGGAGUUGACGUAUACCUAUGGGGCUGUGUACACACCACACUGCCCGGCUGACUGUCUUCUUUACCCCACCAUGCUGGACCCAUUCGUUGUUUGUGAGAUGUUGACAUCGGGAAUAAAACUACGAGCAUCCAGCAACAAGGGGAAGGUGGGGGGUAGAAAGAAAAACAAAA